Schistocerca cancellata (South American locust) is the source of this 1399-nucleotide messenger RNA. RefSeq lists its product as uncharacterized. The record is from RefSeq and is a predicted model, not a curated record. The transcript is spliced from 3 exons. NCBI's taxonomy places the organism in Eukaryota, Metazoa, Arthropoda, Insecta, Orthoptera, Acrididae. Bases 466 to 792 code for a protein of 108 amino acids.
GAAAAUGUGUCAACUGUUGCAAAUAAUAUAUGAUCACCAUAUAGUAGAGCUACUCUAUUUCUUAUGAUGAUUAUAUUGUGCAUUGACCCCGAAUGACUUAUUUCCUGCUAAACAGUCACUAUUGAAAGACACCCAUAAUUGAUUAAAAGCUAAUAUGUAGUGCUUCUUAUUUAUUUAGAAUUUCUUCUUUGAUUUCUUUCUUUUAUGUAAGUCAGUCAUCUCAGAAUGACCUUGACAGAACACAAACAAUACACACUUGUUAUUUCAUGUUUUCAGUGUAACUGGUGGAGUACAUCAGUUAUAAUAAGUAAAAUAAUGUUCAAUGAAUCGUGGCACAUGGUGACAAAGGAUCAUCAUUGUUAGUCGCUCAUGAACAAGCCUUGACCUCAUGCUGGAUGAUAAUAUGUGAGUCAUCUUUUACAUGAAGCUUUUACCAAAAGUCUUCUCCUAGGGUCCUCAUAUCUUAUGCUGAGCAGAAAAAUCUACAGAUUCACGGAUCUCAAGGACGAGUGGCCAAGGCAGCCGCCAGAGGGUGUCAUCACCACACUGCGGGAUGACCCCAUGGAGACGGAGCCUUUGCCGCCUCCGCCUCCUUUCAUCCAACCGAUGGAGUUGGACUCGCCCACACUGCAGCAGCCGAUGACUUCUACAUCUGGUUAUGGGCUUCAGGAGGUGGAUGCAUACCCCUCUGGUCAUUUUCCAGGGGAUGUUUCCAUAAGAGUGAAUGCUGGAUGGUGGGAUACGACCGGAAGCCUGACGUCCUCUGCAGCCACAGCUCCCAGUCCAGUGUAGCAUCCACACUCCUGCCUCCCCUGUUGUUGUUGAGCUACUUAAACAACGAUGGUCUGUCACUUUGGGGGAGAGGGAGCUGGGGUGUGCAGUAAUGUUCUGGUGUAAAAGUCAAGCGCCGGCACAAUUGUCAGGAAUGGUAGAGCAGAGAGGGCUCUGAAGAAGACAUCAGCCAAUAGUAUGCUGACCAAGCCCUUUCUAGGUUGACACCGAGACAGCAGCACCCUCUAGGUGAAGAGAACAUAAGCGCCGUGAUGCCUGGCCCUGGCCCAGUUGAAGACUAGUUGUUCUAUGAGCUCCACAGCAGCAACUUAGGAACUAUAUUCGUUUCACUUGCAUUAGGAAUUAUGUAUACUGAAGAGAUUUUCUUAUUUUGUCUAUAUUGCUCAAAGUUAAGAAUUGUCAUUUAUCUUACUGUAACAAAAAUUCAGUAAUACGAUUUGCUUGAAUUGUCUAGCGAUCCAAGAAAGCAGGUUUCUUAAGUUCAUCAUAUUCAACAAGUAGGCAAGACACAAUAGUGAGCUCUUUUAUUCUAAUUCUAUAUUUAUUAACAAACAUUAAUGGUAACUACCAAAUGUAAAAUAAUAAUUUUUAAUAAAAUAAUAAUAAA